Molecule: messenger RNA, 3159 nt
Organism: Dendronephthya gigantea
Lineage: Eukaryota; Metazoa; Cnidaria; Anthozoa; Malacalcyonacea; Nephtheidae
Exons: 1
Coding region: 1-3159 (1052 amino acids)
Molecular function (GO): nucleic acid binding
Source: RefSeq, a predicted model, not a curated record
AUGGCAGGAAAACAACACUAUAAAGUCUUAAAAGGAGAUAUGGGGCAAGCACAAGAGUCGAAAAACAAGAAACGUUGUAUAUUCCACGAUAUCGAUGGUCAUAAUCUAUCAGAGUGCAAAACGUUCGCACGGAAAACGCUUCAGGAAAAAACAGACUGGUUGAAAAGAGCUGGACUAUGUUUUCGAUGCCUGACACAAAAACAUCUAGCAAGAGACUGCAAAACAGAAGUGAAUUGUACGAAGUGCGGCAGUAAUCGCCACCUCGAGAUACUGCACAUGGAGAAGAAAAUAAUGAAGGAGGAGGAGAAAGAAGAAGUAAAAUCAGCCUGCACGGACAUUUCGCCAACGUCUAUUGAAGGGGUCUCAUGCAGCAAGAUCGUUCUGUUAGACGUUUUUCAUCCAAAAACACCACAAAAUAUAGUAAAAGUUUACGCAUUGAUUGACGAACAAAGCAACGCGUCUUUGAUUGCUCCAAAGCUCGUCGACGAUCUCGGACUGGAAGGACCAAAAGAGAAGUAUUGUCUAACCACGUGUAGUUCAUCAAAAGAAACCCACUAUGGCCGUCGCGUCUCUGGACUAACAAUAACAUCCUCGGACGGAGUUUUAAUGAAAUUACCAAGAUUAGUUGAAUGCGACAAUAUACCCUCCGAUAAACGCGAGAUCCCAAUACCUGAACAAGUUAGAAGGUACGGUCAUCUUCGUGAAGUAGCAGACAAAUUACCUCCAUUAAAAUCGGAAGCUGAAGUCCAAUUACUAAUUGGUCGUGAUGCACCCGAGAUAAUGAAAGUUAGGGAAGUCCGCAAUGGGCCGAAAGGAGCUCCGUGGGCGCAUAGGUUGGCUGUUGGCUGUACCAUAUGUGGUCGAAUGUGUGUCAACCGUCAAGGAGGACCUAUUCACAUUACGACUCACCGAACCGUCGUCCGCGAUUUAUCCAAUAAACUUGAGGAUGGUGUUCAAGUUCAUUCACAAACAAAGGUUAAUCAUCCAUACCAAACCUUGUACACUGAAUAUUUAUCAUGCCCAAAUAAGUUAGAGGUGAAAGACUGCUACGAUGAACCAGAAGAUGUUGUUUUCCAGACUACAGUUCGUGAUAAUGAACCAAGCUUGUCUAUCGAAGAUCGACGAUUCCUAACACUUAUGGACGAAGCAAUCCACAAAAACGAGAAAGGGAACUGGGAAAUGCCAUUGCCUCUUCGCAACUUGGAUGUAAAGUUUCCAAACAACCGAAAACAAGCAGAAAGUCGUAUGAACAAUUUAUUACAAUCAUUCAAGAGAAAACCGAAAAUGGAAAAGGACUACCUGGAAUUUAUGGAAAAAUUGCUAGAACGGGGUCAUGCUGUCCCUGUGCCAUCCAUUGAUUCCACGAAUGAAGUAACGAAUCCCGAGAAGGUUUGGUAUCUUCCUCAUUUCGAAGUCUACCAUCCGAGGAAACCAGGCAAGAUUCGCGUGGUGUUCGACUCAUCCGCAGAAUUCCAAGGUUCAUCGCUGAACAAAGAACUGCUGUCAGGUCCAGACAUCUUGAACAAUCCUCUCGGAAUACUCAUUCGAUUCAGGCUAAACCACGUCGCAGUUGUCUGCGACAUAGAACAGAUGUUCCAUAACUUUUACGUUAGCCCUACGCACCGAAACCUUUUACGAUUUCUCUGGUUUGAAGGGAACGAUAAAACAAAGAAGAUUAUUGAAUAUCAUAUGACAGUGCACCUGUUCGGAAACACUUCCAGCCCAUCUGUCGCGAUGUUCGGUCUUAGAAAGACAGCUGAUGAUGGUGAGGAGAAAUUUGGUCAAGUCGCCAAAGAAUUUGUUAAAAAUGAUUUUUAUGUUGAUGACGGUUUAACCUCGUGUUCAACCAGCAAAGAAGCAAUUGACCUUAUUAAGAACUCACAGUCAAUGCUGGCAACCGCAAACCUUCGUCUACAUAAGAUCGCCUCAAACUCAACGCAAGUGAUGGAAGCUAUACCACUGGAAGACCGGGCUGAGAGCCUUCGAGACCUUGAUCUUUAUCGUGAUCCUCUACCAUCGCAACUUUCCUUAGGUAUAGUCUGGAAUCUACAAAAAGAUACCAUAUCCUUCAGAAUUUCUUUACCCGAGAAGCCUUUCACUCGGCGUGGUGUCCUAGCAGUAAUUAAUUCUAUCUACGAUCCCCUGGGACUUGCUAUUCUAGUCACCUUAACUGGAAGGUUAUUAUUGCGCCACCUUACCACGUCAAUAAUUGCAAACCCGUCCCUAGGUUGGGAUGAUCCACUUCCCAUUUCCUUACAAAGAAAAUGGCAAAAUUGGAAGGAAUCACUCGCGAUACUCGCAGAAACUUACGUGCCAAGAUGUUUUCUCCAAGAGAAGACGUCUCAGAUAAAGAAAGCAGAGAUCCACGCCUUUUCAGAUGGCAGCGAUCUUGCAAUUGGCAUCGCAGUCUACUUAAAGUUGACAAAUCAAUCUGGAGAAAUCAAGGUCUCAUUGGUAUUUGCUCAGGCAAAAUUGGCACCAAAACGAGCAACAACGAUCCCAAGACUUGAACUUUGUGCCGCCGUCCUCGCAGUCAAAGCAGUUAAAUGGAUCACUCAUGAGCUGAAGAUAAAGAUAGACGAGAUAUUCUUCCAUACUGAUUCAAAAGUAGUCCUUGGAUACCUCCAGAACGAAAGCAAACGCAUCUAUGUUUAUGUCGCCAAUAAGAUUCAAGUUAUUCGGACUGGGUCGGAUCCUUCACAAUGGCAUUAUGUGAAGUCAUCAGAGAACCCUGCGGACAUGGCCACAAGGGGAAAACCAGCCAAAGACUUGUUGGAUUCGAUUUGGUUCACUGGACCACAUUUUCUGAGGAACAGUAGUUUUUCUGAACCUUCCUUAGCUGAAAUCGAUCCCAUGGAGUACGACGUAAGCUCAAACGACCCAGAGGUUCGUACUCAAGUCACUCGUUUUACAGUUAAACCUUCUACAACUCAAGGACUAGGAUCCGAACGAUUCAAAAGGUUUUCCAAGUUGUCGUCUCUACGAAAAGCUAUCGCAAACUUGAUCAUCCGAAUUAAGCGUGUCAAAACCAACAACCGAGAUUCAAUAUCUAGCCGACGUUCCAACGCUCUUCUCCUCAACGCAACAGAUCUUACAAAACAUCCUACCGCCGCGGAACUGAAACAAAGUGAGGAAAUACAAACAAAACUGUUCAAAUAG